CACCAUCAUCAUCAUAGCUCUCGCCGAUUGUUUACCUUUCAUUUUUCAUUUUACAUUGUUUGUAAUUGUUUUCAAGUGUGUCGUGGAUUUGAUUGUCAUAUGGAAUCGAGAGGAAAAUGUCACGCUUAAAUAAAAACCAAAUCAAAGCGACAAAUCAAACGUCGAUUGUUAGUUAUGAAGACGAUGAUUGUGAGGACAUUGCUUUAAACCAAAGACAUUCGAUGUCGAGUGGAAAACGACGAUCGGAACAGCACGCACCAAGGCCAGAAUAUAGUAGUCAUAUAGAACGUGUCAUAAUGAUGAUGGAUAUAAAAAAAAUUAUAGCCAUCAUGGCUCAUCUCAUCACUAUAAUAAUGACCAUCGAAGCCAUGAUCGAUCCUCUUCAUCGUCAAGAAAUCGUCACCGAUCCUCACGAACAAAUAGAGAUAAUUCAAUUAAUAAAUUAAGAGAAAGAAGUGAAUCUCCAGAUACUAGCCACCACCACCACCGCAACAAACGGGAACUUGAGUCCCGACACAAGCAUGGCGGUAAUUGUCGUAAGUCAAAACGUGAUCGAUCUCCUCAUCACCAUCAUCAUCAGCA
Dermatophagoides pteronyssinus (European house dust mite) is the source of this 582-nucleotide messenger RNA. RefSeq lists its product as uncharacterized. The record is from RefSeq and is a predicted model, not a curated record. Lineage: Eukaryota; Metazoa; Arthropoda; Arachnida; Sarcoptiformes; Pyroglyphidae.